GGAAGAUAUCUCAGGUUGUCACAUCAGGAAGAGUACACUGACGUCCGUGGGAAAUACAAAGUUUGGCUCUAUGUUGGUCGCGGGAACAGUCGAAAGAAAGUCCCUCUAAAUGGCUACAACUCAAGUUUUGGUCCGAAUGAAGAUUAUUUCCAUAACGAGGCYAUAAAACGGCAAACAGGCGUCGUAAGGGGAUUCCCGUUAAGCCAAAUAGCCUCAUUUUCAAACCGAGGUUAACCGGAAGAGAAAUUUAUAUGCCAACGUGUCCUAUCGGUAAGUCAAUGUUUAACACUAAACCACGGCCACCAUCGAAACCCGUCCGUAUCACUGGUUACAAGUGAUUUACCAGCUGCUUUGACUUAAACUCAGAGCCUUCUGGUAUUAAUACUCCAUCAACAAAUGACAGUGAUUUGAGGCAAAUUGCCCGCGCGCAAGCUUCCCGUAAAAAUCAUGACAAGUAGAGACGACGCGUGGAGAUGACACUGAACGUUCUUCUGAAAGAACUAUGUCUCGGUCGAGAAAGCGCUACAUUGUAGCUACGAUCUUUCUCACCUCUGCAUUUUGGCUUUCUAUUGAAGUCGCAUUACUAUGUUACACAAACCGGCUGACGAAUGACGACAAUCAAAUUAUAAGUGAAGGUAAAUCCAAGGUUGAAGGCAGACGAAGUUGGAGUCUCAAUGAAACAAACACGAAAUUGGUAACUAUUGAAGAAUUCAAAUCAAUGUAUCCAAACACAAUACACUUUGUAUCGAAGCAAGGAGAAAAUGGCGCUAAAGUGUACAACAGUCCUAGUGAAAAAGAAACAGAACAGGAACAAUUCCGGCUGUAUCAAUUCAAUGAGCUAGCAAGCUCGAAAAUAUCACUUCUCAGAGAAAUUCCAGACAACCGUCCCAAAUCUUGUUUCAAUGUGAUGUACCCUAUGUCAACGCUCCCAACUGCAAGUGUCAUUGUAAUUUUCCACAAUGAAGCCUGGUCGACGCUGUUACGAACUGUACACACCGUCUUGGCACGAUCCCCUCCAAAAUUCCUACUUGAAAUUAUUCUAGUGGACGACUUCAGCGAUAAGGAGAAAUAUAGUCAUCUUGGAGAAAAGCUAUCCAGUUACGUUGACGAGCUUGAAAAAGUCCAUUUGYUACGUACCCCGAAACGGGAAGGUCUGAUUCGAGCGCGUCUUUUUGGCGCGAAAAAAGCGCGCGGUGAAGUCCUGGUAUUUUUGGAUUCCCAUUGCGAGACGAAUUAUGGUUGGUUGGAACCGCUGCUUGCAAGGAUUGCAGCAGAUAGGACAAUAGUUGUCGCACCGGAUAUAGAAGUUAUAGAUUUGAAGACAUUUGGGUAUGCGAAAGGUCAGGGGGGUGACAACCGUGGCAUAUUCAACUGGGAGUUGACUUUUAAGUGGAGGGGUCUUCCUGAUUAUGAGAAACAAAGACGGAAAUCAGACGCAGAUCCAAUCAGAUCUCCGACUAUGGCGGGCGGACUUUUUGCCAUUGAUAAGUCGUAUUUUUACGAGCUUGGAGCGUACGAUACCGCCAUGUCAUACUGGGGAGGAGAAAACGUAGAGAUAUCAUUUCGAGUAAGUGUUGAUUCUUGUCUAUUUUAUAAUGAUACGAUAAUGACCGAGCCCAGUGGAAAACUGCCUUUGAAUAGUGGAAUGGAAAUCAUUUUAAUAAAGUCCAAACUUUGA
Exaiptasia diaphana is the source of this 1678-nucleotide messenger RNA. RefSeq names its product polypeptide N-acetylgalactosaminyltransferase 6. NCBI's taxonomy places the organism in Eukaryota, Metazoa, Cnidaria, Anthozoa, Actiniaria, Aiptasiidae. The transcript has 5 exons. Bases 503 to 1678 code for a protein of 391 amino acids. Gene Ontology annotation, cellular component: Golgi apparatus. The record is from RefSeq and is a predicted model, not a curated record.